CGGCGACAACGCCUUCGCCGAGGAUGAAUGAUUUCAACUCUCUUCUGCUGGAGCCCUUCCGAAUUAGGGAGUUCAAGGAUUCGUUUCCAGACAUACGCUGGAGGUGGAAGAGAUGACUACGUUUUCAAAGUCCGCAUAGCGAGAAACGCGAGGAAGACUACGCGUUGAAGAUGCCCACGGCUUUCAGCACACAGUCCAUAGCAUAGCUGCUCCCAAAAGAUCGGAUUAACUUCGAAAAAUUUCCUCUUACGGAUCAUGCGAAUCCAUCGGAAAGAAAGGGACAAAUACGUUGCGGCGAGCCAGCGGCAGGGAUUUGAAUCAUAGUAAUCCUGAGGUGUGUGUCCAUUUGUCGCGCCGACAUACGAGUAGCUCGGCGACGGCGUGGGAAUAUUGGGGGAGCGGCAAUUCCAACGCCAGCAGGUGACGGCGUCUAAGAUACGAUUCUCACGCCAUGGACCUUAAUCGACGGCCCUUGCUGAAUUCAUCCAGGACACGCCAACCAGACAUGGCAAGGCAGACAAGCUGAGGAUCAAUGGAAGAGCCUUGACGACGCUGGGCCAGGACAUGGGUUCAUUGAGCCGAGUGGAGGUCGUGUUAGGUAUAAAAACCCGUCUUCCGCCCUGGCUCUCGCCGUGUUCUCUCCUCCUACUAUCUUCACUCCCUCUUCUUACUCCGUGUCUCACAGGCCCAUCCUUACCCCUAAUUAUGGCCAUCACUCGCGCCGAUCAGCACCGCCAGGAUAUUGGUACCUCGCGCCAACUCCGCUCAGGCACCCGCCUCACUAUAACGCCGAAUGGCAAUUCGUUGCUAUCUGGUCGCGCUGUUAAAUCCCGCCUACCUCCAACAUCUAUUAAGCAACGCAAGCGGGUCCAGAGGCGAUCUAAACGCUCCGGACAGCCCAAUCAGCUGAGAGAUAGUCGCGCUGACGACUUUCGGAACCUCUCUUCUGAUGCUCCGGAGCUGAAUGAGGAAGAAGGGUUCGCUUGCGGCGUCAGCGGAGCAGGCGAUCAUCUACACGAAAACUCCCUAAUAUCUUAUUGUGAUGCAUCGAACCUCCCGGAUGAGGUGCCCCUAGCGUUAUCGUCACCAACACAUGAUCAGCCUCCGGCCGGCAUAGACGCACGCUACCUAGCUAUGGGAUCCCGAAAAGAGGAAGUUGUAAGCGACCCUGUCAGCCUGCAGGAAUCGCUCCCAUUCAGUCUUGAGGACGCGGGACUCCCUCACGAUGAAUUCUGGGAAAUUACCGCUGCCUAUGACGUCAGAUACUGCGCUGACCACGAAGAAAUUGAGUAUCUCUUGGGCACUGUGAAUCGGUGGAUCUCUCCUGAUGAUUUUGAUGUUUCGAAGGCCGAAUCCUUACUGGAGGAGAAGCUACAGAAGUUCAAGGUACAGAAGACCGAGGGUACUCUGGAGAGCUUUGAUCCACAUUUACCGCGUUGUCAAGCAGGGUGCUCAGACACUCUGUAUUCCCACAUAUAUCACGUCGUCGACAAGCACAAGCAUAACGGCAAAGUCUGGUACUUGGGAGAGUGGCUGGCCUGUUGGACCCCUGAAAGUAACAUUGGUGACUUGAGUUGGAUCCCUGAGUCGCUGGCGGUCAAUGGGAAGAGUCAGCGCUACCGAUGUAGCGCGAGACUCAAGGAGAACUUGGAGAGCAGGAAGAAGAAUUACGAAAGGAUGGCGUCGGUCGUAAAUCAUGAUUGUUAAUCUGGGAGGGUAUUCGCAUAUUUAGCCCGGAGAUUGCUUUGUCAACUAGGUCCCUGUUUCCUCUGGGAUGCAAGAAUGUCCUAGAACUAAAUGGGUGAUAAAAGGGCUCUACUCUUGCUGAUUUUGUAGUUUCAGCGUUGGGCAGACACAGUGUUUCAUGGACUUCACGCCUACCUGUUUACAUAUUCUAUAUCUAUUCGUUUAUGUUUCAGGGUACGGGACAUCAUUCUGUAAUUCUGUAGUCUCUCCUCGCCUUAUUCCACUGAUGGACGAUGUAGAUAAUGG
Molecule: messenger RNA, 1992 nt
Organism: Cladophialophora immunda
Lineage: Eukaryota; Fungi; Ascomycota; Eurotiomycetes; Chaetothyriales; Herpotrichiellaceae
Exons: 3
Coding region: 565-1707 (380 amino acids)
Source: RefSeq, a predicted model, not a curated record